AUGACAGAGGUGUUGAACGCACUGUCGAGUGUUCGAGUAUCUUCUGUUGGUGGUGCGCAAGUGAAUGCCUACUCAGCGGUUCGUGAUAGCGUCAAUCAACGUAUAUCAAACACAUACGAUACAGCUGUGGAGAAGGUGAAAUCUACUACCGGGAACGAUAGGAGAGAAGAUGUGCGCACUUUUGAGAGGGCGAUGACCUCAAUAGCGUUCCUGGAAGGGUCCAAAUGUGGACUUUUCAAGCAGCUACUUGAAAAAUGUGGGGUAGAGGCGAUGAGCGCUUUCAACACGAGUAUCAGCCUUGGCUACCUCCGAACAGAGCGACGGGAACGACUUAACCUAGAUUUCGAGGUCUUCAACUACCCAGUACAUCCGAACUGCAUCGGCCUCUAA
This is a messenger RNA of Cooperia oncophora, 390 nucleotides long. The record is from the annotation of a GenBank genome assembly. Lineage: Eukaryota; Metazoa; Nematoda; Chromadorea; Rhabditida; Trichostrongylidae.